Molecule: messenger RNA, 4548 nt
Organism: Phytomonas sp. EM1
Lineage: Eukaryota; Euglenozoa; Kinetoplastea; Trypanosomatida; Trypanosomatidae
Source: the annotation of a GenBank genome assembly
AUGGCAGGGAUGAGUACGCCGGUAUUAUAUCCAAAUCGUGUAAGCGUGCAUCCCGUCUGUCCGCCAUUUGAAUCGAGCAACUGGGUUGGCGGCUACGAAGGUGGCCACUGCUCGCCCUCGCUGUUGUUUGAUUGUGGCUUAUCGUUUCGCCUGAACCCCUUUGAGCCACCGUAUCGCCGUUUCCUAAAUACGCGGCGGCUGUUCAACGAGCAGCGUCCUGAGGUCUUGGCAUCCCACCUCCACGAUGCCGUCUGGCCGGAGUACUCGCAGCGCGCAGUCCCAUCGAACCUAGCGGCCUCAUCAAUCCAUCCUUCGUCCUCGAAUGAGCAUUUUAAAUCGUGUGAGGACGAUCAUUCACUGGAUACCGACAACGAUGAGGAGGAGCUUGCCGGCUGCCCUUCAGCGGACUCUCGGGCACGUGCUAGAGGUUUGGAUACCGAGGAUGCAUCGAAUCCGGCGUGGAGCGAUCCCUCACGCCCUGCUGUGAGAGAAUCCUUUGCAUCACGAAGGACGGCUUCCUUCACAGGUGGUGUGCAGACGUUCAAUGAAAAGUGGGUCCUCUCUAUGGAUAUUGAGCAUAAGCUCAGGGGCCAUCAGGGGUGCGUCAAUACUAUUCAUGUUGACUCGCUCGGGCAAUUUCUUCUCUCCGGUUCCGAUGACAGAUAUCUUUGCAUGUACAAUACUUUUACGUGGGAGCUCCUCCAUAGGUACUCCACAGGGCACACUCGAAAUAUCUUUGACGCGAAGUUUCUGCCCUAUGACUGCACCAAAAUUGUGUCCUGCGGCAUGGAUGGCGAAACUUUUUUAUUGGAUACGGUAGCAGAUAUCAGCUUCUCUAAAUUCUCAUCGUCAUCGGUGGGAAGCUCGGUUCUCUGCUCCAUAUGCUGGCCAAAUACGGCUUACGUAGCGUAUGGCGAUGGUCGCCUGGUGUGCAUCGACACCCGUUGCUGCAUUGGAUGGAGCACACACAGCACCGUUCUUUCCCCUACUUCAGUUUUUUCUCUUAACGGUAUCGCUACCCAUGAGAGGUGCCCAUACACAAUUGCGUGCGCUACGGACGUUGGAUAUAUAUUCCUAGUAGAUAUUCGUAUGAAUUCGCUCGCACCAUAUGCAGCUCUUGGUGUUUUAAAGCCGCCGUUUAUGAGAACGAUGCAGCCGUUCAGACCCCAGCCGUCGCCCUACGGUUCGAGUAGCGACCGAUUAAUCAGACGUGGCGGCGUGAGCAAUCUCUCAUUCAGUGAGAGAGGGGAUUGGCUGGCCAUUAAUUUUCGUAACGAAGAUGCCUUUAUCAUUCCAUGGCAGUCAUGCCUUCAGCGGGCCUAUGCGAAGUUUGCACCGGACGAGGAGGACCCUUGCAAUUCCAUGGGCCUUGAAGCCUCUAAUAGGGCACCAUCAGAGGUACGUAUGCACCUUACUGGCGGUCAAUCGAUUCCCAUCGUACCGUGCAGCGUCUCGGACGGCAUGCGCUGCCUGUACGGCCGCGUGAAUUGUGAUACGAUGUUUAAAGCAAUCAUCUUUCUUGAAGAUGAUACGAUGGUGUGCACCGGCAGUGAUGACGGCUCGGUAGUUUUUUGGCGCUCCGACGAUGGGAAGUAUCUCGGAAAGAUCCCUGGGGACGGGUCUAUCGUCAACGGUGUCCUUUACCCUCCUUCCCUGAAGCGUUUGCUGACGUGUGGGCUUGAUUCCACCGUCAAGGUCUUUGCACCGAUGCUUCGUGAGGAGGAUAGCGAAACCGAACGAGAUGUUUCUGAGGCCUUGUUCUGGAGCCGAGAUCGUAGCCGGAUGGUGUCCAGCGUGGUGGAGCCGCUAUGGCCGGCGGCGACCCCAGCUCGAUUUAGAGAAGCCGAGCGCAGUGGAUAUGGUGAGAUGGGGAGAACCAUAGGGGGUGUUGGAGAAUAUGUAAGAAGUACGGUUGCCCGUCUUGGGUGGAUGAUCAAUAUCAAUUCAUCGUACACGACCGUGAAUUUUGAUACUGACGCCAACAAUCCUGACGCUGAGGAAGGUGAAGGGGAUUCUACAUAUUCAAGUGUUCACUCCUAUGGUCUCGCAGCUCGAUUGUCGUCUGAACCACAUUUGGCGCAUGACCUUGAGAUUCGCUUGACAAGGAAUCCGGUUCGAUCACGCAGUUGGGACCCGAAUCCCAGGUUGCUGUUCCUUCUUCAAAGGACCAACAGUAACGAGGAAGGAGACAGCUCUCCGACUAAUACUGGUUCCGACAGUGAAGAAAGCGCCGCGCAUAGUAAUUCAGAGGUUUUCUUUGUAGACUCUAACGAGCAGACCGCGCCGGGGUUGGACAAUGCCCUGCACUCAGAUUCAAGCGUAUCUGAGGGCUAUGCGCUGCGUCAACCCAUUGAGAGUGAGGUUGAUCAAAGCGAGACGACCGGUCCACGAAUUUCGGCGUCGCAAUUAUCUCAUCAACAGUCCAUAAUAAAUAUUCUGAAUGCUCUCAUCUUGUCAGAGUGUCUCCUGGUCCAAACUAUUUCUUCCAGUACCAAUCGUGCAAGGCUGGCUCAGAUCCGCAAUUGCCUAGAAAGUGUCGUACCCGAGUUCUAUCCGACUUCACCAAGGACGGGGGCUCGGCAGGAUGCUCCACUUUUGGACGAAACUUUCCUCGCUGGUUAUUCCGAACGCACCACCGAUGUCUUUGCAUUUGGACCUUCAAGGACCGAUGAGGAGCAAUCGAGCGUGGCGCGCUCCGAGGAGGACUCCCUUCUGGAAUCUUUCUCCUCCGGUGGAAGUGAUGUGGGCGGCGUCUCCACAACGAUCCUGGCGAACAUGACCGAGCGGCGGCGUUUAUCUUCCGCUUUUGCGAGCGCAGGGCCGUCCGCGAUUCGGAAUCGGGCAGAAGCACAGAGCCGUGGCGGGGAUCACGAGGGCCGUGGGGAGAGACGAACCGAUGAGGCGCCGUCAUCCCGCCAACGCCAGGGAGGGGGCGCCUCAAACUCCCACCAGGAUCCCAGACGACGUCCUAAAAAGCAAAAAACGCAGGACCAGUACCAGCAUCGCCCGAUUCGAAAGUACUUGCGCGUCGUGCAUCAUCUUCUCAAUGUGGUGCGCGAGCUCUUUGAGCAGCGCCGCUGCCUAGGGUAUAAUCUGACCUCCAGGCGGAAUGGACUCCACCUGCUUCGAUUCUUCGAGGUUGGAUCGCAGCCACUGAGUUGGGAGACCUGCUCCCUUGCCAACCCGAUGUUUCCGUGGUUGAGGACGCAGCUUAAGAUGGAGGAGUCUGUGCGGUGGGUCAGCCUCCCACCCCCAUUCGAUUCCACCCUGGCCGAUGCCGCUCCGGACGAGAGGGGGGGCUUCAUUCCGGAUCGAACGAAUCCCCACGGUGGGGGCGGCGGCCACGAUGCCGAGCGUGCCUUCCUGGGCAUCGCCGGGCUAAAGGACGCCGAUCACUUCUACGACGUCAUCCUGCAAGCGGAGUCGAACCGGUGGCUCAAAGGGCGGCAGCGGAAGUUUGGCGACCUCACCCACCGCCUCGUUCUGCUUUUGCGCGUCGUUCACCUCCUCCUCGCGAAUCACCACCCUGCCUGCCUCACCGCACGGCAGAGUCGCCGCUACUGCGCCCUCCUCGCCUGCCUGCACGCGCAUUGGGUGUAUUUUUACAUGUCGGUGGGGAUGUGGGAUUUGGCGCUCAUCCACUGCGACGUCCUCGACGGCAGCUUUGAGUUCGCGAACCUCCGCGGGAUGGGCGCGUCCGCCGGGCCGGAGCCUUUACGCUCCCCGCCUCGCCGCCGCCGCCCUCACGUGGCGAAAUCAAAAUCGAGGCCGAAACGCCCCCCUGGCGGCGCGGUGGUGGCCCCUCCAAACCCUUCCGAAGGCGGUGCGCGGGAGCCCCCCUCCUCCUCUUCUCGCCUUUCCCCUUCCUCUUCUCCUCCUUCUCGGUCUCCCACGUUCGUUCGGGAUCCUGACGUCUACCGGUGGGUGCCGAACCUCCACGCCCACCUUCCCUGCUCCUCCAGUGAGCAGGGGGGGCCCUCCAACGCGGAUGGCAAUGACAUCGAUGACGACCUCGCGCGGGGGAAUACGCUGACGAUGCCGAUGCGAUGCUACCGCAAGCUCCUCAUCCCGCUCGUGCUGAAGGUGAAGAUCCUUGCCGGGGCAAUUCAGGUGCUUGAGGAUCAGCUCGCGUUGCAGCGCCGCCCUCGCGAGGAGAUCCUGAUCACCGAAACGAGUGAAAUGCUUUCGGAUCUGAACCUGGAUACCAUCGGUAUUGAUUUCGCCUUUUUGAAGAGUGAGAUUCUACUAACCGCGCGGGCGCAGCUUCAGCGGUAUAUGCAGGGGGUCCGGGAGGAUUUCAUCUGCCACAGCUUUCCCCAGUCUAUCUUUCCCGCCCGAAAGCUCGACGACGCACAGCAACACGAGAAAACGGAGGCACAGGUGAGGGUGUUGCAAGCGCAGCUGUCUGAGGCGUACCACGAACUACGCCGACGCAUGCGACAGCACCCCAACAAGACCUUAACGAAUCGAAUUCUUUCCGUGCUGGCGCAAUGCAAUAUCCUCACAACGGUGCCUGUUGAGGAAGGGAAUGACGGCAUUGCGUCAUAG